Molecule: messenger RNA, 1237 nt
Organism: Plodia interpunctella (Indianmeal moth)
Lineage: Eukaryota; Metazoa; Arthropoda; Insecta; Lepidoptera; Pyralidae
Exons: 7
Coding region: 110-1180 (356 amino acids)
Biological process (GO): proteolysis
Molecular function (GO): serine-type endopeptidase activity
Source: RefSeq, a predicted model, not a curated record
AAACCGUGAAAUUAAGUGAACUAUAUUUAUAACAUUUUUUAUAGAAAAUUUUCAUUACAAAUUUGGAGCGCAAGCGCAUCGACAAUAAGAGUGUCCAAAGCUAAUCACAAUGGGCGCAGGACAAAUAGGCGGGAUUGCUACGUUAUUGGACAUGGAUUUUAAGAAUCCCGCGGGGUUCUUGGGUGAAAUAGCGCCAAUUAACGACGCGCAGUAUUUGGUUCACUUUCUGUCACAUUCGAUGUUGUUCUGCCUGGGCGCCAUAAUAGAAGCACACGUGAUAAUAACACCGGCUAUCUGCGUUGUGGGGGAACGGUACAAAUUCGCCGUGUACGGCGGGACCAACAAAUUUCUAGAGAACGCGGGUAUAGAGCGACAAAUAAGUCAUAUUUGCAUACACAGAGGAUACAACAAAACCAAUCACUGGAGUGAGUGUACUCCUAACAUGCAGCUGGCACUGAUGAUGACCCACAAACCGUUCUCCUUCCAUGACAGAGAGCCGGGAGCAGACUUCGUCAUCAACAGGAUUCGGUACGGGCACCUACCAGGUCUCCAGUACCCUUCUUACAUACAGUGUGCAUAUCAUGGAUUUGGUAGCAGAAGAAAUGGAUACUUGAUCCCGCUACUAAUUGACCUGCGCAGGCACGUGGUCACCGUACAUUCGCCUGUGUAUUGCGCCAAAAAAUGGAACUACGUUGACGCCUAUUUAUGUAUGGACACGCCGCCAUGUCUGUCAGAGAAAUACGGAGCGUUGUGUCCGGACGAUGUUGGUUCAGUUAUAGUGUGUGAUGGAGUCGCAAAGGGCAUGAUGAUUUCCCGUCUCGUGGAUAGACCUUGCGGAUCAGGGUUCGUGGAUCUUGAAAGAUACAGAAAGUUCAUAACGUGCGGAGUUGACGAUUCUAGAGAAGUUAUCCAUCAUGACGAGUUUCUCAUGUAUGACUUCACACCCCCAGCUACACCAGAGGUCAUUACACCAUUCGCUCCUACCGAGGAUAUUUCAGAAGAAAUUAAAACAGAUACAGCAGAGGCCGUCCCGGAACCAGAGGAAGAAAAGGCAGAAGUGAAGGUAGAAGAAAAAACAGAAGUGAAAGAAGAAAAAGAGGAGAAGAAAGACAAAGUUGUAGCAGAAGAGAAAAAUGAUAAAAAGGAGGAAGACACUGACGACGACGAAGUUAGAAAGUAAUUUAUUUUUAUUUCUAACUUAGCGGCAUUCGUUAAUAAUAAUCUCAAUCUUCAUGAG